Molecule: messenger RNA, 537 nt
Organism: Rotaria sp. Silwood2
Lineage: Eukaryota; Metazoa; Rotifera; Eurotatoria; Philodinida; Philodinidae
Source: the annotation of a GenBank genome assembly
AUGGUUCAUCAAUCUGAUUCUCAAUAUUAUGCUGAAAUGAUCAAGUUAAUGCAAAAAGCUCAUUCACACAUGAAUGAAUCUAUAAAAGUUCACUACCGUAUAAAUGGACUUCGUCUAUCUUUAUUUACUGAAACACGAAGAAAUUAUUCAAAAAUUGCACAUUUUUUUUCUAUGAUCGAUGAUGAUUUAAUACCAUCUACUUCUUUUUCACGUUCAACAGCUAAUGCCACAUCAACAAAUGAUUUUAAAGGUUAUUCUCGAAAUUCCAAUGAUGAUAAUCAUUAUUAUAAAGAUCAUUAUUCAUCUAAUGAUUUUAAUGGUCAAAAGAUCACGUUACCUAUGAGCAUGGAAAUGGAACCUAUUGGUUUUCCUGUAAAAUUAUCAAAUUCUACGAAAGCAACACCAAAUAAACAACUAUAUACAAUUACGACAUCAUCACAAUUUACUACAACUCAACAACAAAUUUUUUAUUUAUUAGAUCAUAUUACUAAUCGAGUUCAGCAUAAUCCAAUUCAAUCAUUAUUAUUUAAAUUUUGA